CGUUUCGGCUCCGGCCGGCGCACCCCCAGAGCGGUUUCGGUGAGUUCCUCGUUCUCCGCGGCCGGCUGGAGUUUGGAAUCAGGCUCUGCACCCCAGCGCCCGCAGGCUCCGGCCAUGGACCGGGAGACGCGCGUCCACGCCGAACGCCACUUCCGAGGCCUCCGAGACGGCGUCCCGGGCGGCGGCGGGACCCCGGGCCGCGUCGCCUUCAUCCAGGCGCCCGAAGCCUUCUCCUACGCCGACUUCUUCAGGAGCUUCCUGCUGCCCAACCUGCCCUGCGUGUUCUCCCGGGCCUUCACCGAGGCCUGGGGCAGCCGGCGACGCUGGGUGACGCCCGCGGGCAAGCCCGACUUGGACCACCUGCUCCGGAAGUACGGAGACGCUGUCGUCCCCGUGGCAAAUUGCGGGGUCCGAGAAUACAACUCAAACCCCAAGGAGUACAUGGUCCUGCGAGACUACAUCAGCUACUGGAAGGACUACAUCCAAGGAGGCUACUCUUCACCAAGGGGCUGUCUCUACCUCAAGGACUGGCAUCUGUGCAGGGACUCCUCAGCAGAAGAUGUGUUCAUCCUGCCUGUGUACUUCUCCUCUGACUGGCUGAAUGAGUUCUGGGAUGCCCUGGAUGUUGAUGACUACCGUUUUGUCUACGCGGGGCCAACAGGCACCUGGUCACCGUUCCAUGCAGACAUCUUCUGCUCCUUCAGCUGGUCUGUCAACAUCUGUGGGAGGAAGAAGUGGCUGCUCUUCCCGCCAGGACAAGAGGAGGCUCUGCGGGACUGCCACGGUGGCCUGCCUUACGAUGUCACCUCCAUGCUCCAGCACUGCGGUCCGCCCCUUGAGAUCAUCCAGGAGGCUGGAGAGAUGGUGUUUGUGCCCAGCGGGUGGCACCACCAGGUGCACAACUUGGACGACACCAUCUCCAUCAACCACAACUGGGUCAACGGCUGCAACCUGGCCUCCAUGUGGCACUUUCUGCAACGGGAGCUCUGUGCCGUGCAACAUGAGAUCAGCGAGUGGAGGGACUCCAUGCCAGAAUGGCACCACCACUGCCAGGUCAUCAUGAAGUCCUGCUCAGGGAUCAACUUUGAAGAGUUUUACCAUUUCCUCAAGGUCAUUGCUGAAAGGAGACUCCUUGUUCUGAAACAGGGGGCAGAAAGGGCAUCAGAACAUGACCCAGACACGGGGCUUGGCCUGCAGCAGGCUGCGUUUGACAUCAGCCGCCUUACAGAGGUGCUGGCCUCUGUCAUUGCACACCCUGACUUCCAGAGGGUGGACACUGGUGCAUUCUCACCACAGCCCCUGGAGCUGCUACGACGGUUGGAGGAGGCCAUGGCCGCCAUUGCAGAACUUUAGCAUCCCUGGAGGAUGACUGCCAAUGUGCAACCUCCCUGCCCAAGACUUCCCGCCCACCCUCAUGGCCUGGAAAGUGCCCCUGUGGAGCAAGAAGAGCUCCUUUCUGGAGACCUGCCAUGGUCCUGCCUGCCCAGGGCUGUUUUAUGAUAUUGCUAGGCAUGGGUCCUCGGUGAGCACUGAGUCCUACUUGCUGUGACAUUGCCUGGGAUUGGGGAUGUUGGGCCAUGCAAGCCUGCUGGCAGUCAGUGAACAGCUGUGUGACUGUGUUUCUGAAGAGUCUCCUGACCUUUUGGUGAAGGUGAGGACUCCUGAGUGACGGAUGUCCAGCCUGGCCUGUCACCCGACAUAGGUGCAUUACCUCCACCCUCUGUCCUGAGCUUGGACUCCUGUUGGGCUUGGUGCCACACAUGCCCAAGCCAGUGUGUGAAGCUAGACGUUUGCCCCUGUAGCUAACAGGUUGCAAGGUCACCGUUGUGCCAGGGAGUGUGGGUGUUCAACCUCUGAGCAGAUCUAGCACCUGCUUGGUAGUGACUGAGCUUGACAGUUGCACAGGAAGAUGGGAGCAGAGCAGGGAUGAUAGAUGCCAGAGGCUCUGUCAGUUUCCCGGGUGCCCACAUUAGCAACUGUACCCUUGGUGCUUCAUGGUUAUGAGGAAGACGCAACCAAGUACGCCAGCCCUGCCUGGUCUGUGGGGUCAGGGGCUCCUCAGAGUUUCAGGUGGGAUGGUAGAUGGCCACAGGGCAGCACCAGGGGCUAUUCAGGGGCCAGCUGAACUCCUACAAAGCCCUUAGUGACUGGGACACUGGUGGUCUAGCAAAGUUCAAGACAGGAAAGUAAAAUAUUAACACUGUCAAAUCAUUGAGUAUUGUUAGCAGUUGUUUCAGAACCUGUAUCAGCAGUAUUACCUGUUGAGUCUACACAAAUAGUUCCAGGGUGGUCACAGGUGCCAAGUGGUGCCCCCUGAGAAGCUGACCUUGGAGGUUGUUGGGGACCUGGUCCUUUCCUCAUGUGGAGACAUCUCACAUGACUGUAUGGCCCUGAGCUCCCAACCAGCAGUUCUGGAAAAGUGACCACUCCCUGGGCUAGGCUGGAGGAGUAGCCAUUGGGGCAUGUCAGGGACCCUCCCAGCAUGGGAAUUUUGCUCUGAGGAGCCAGUUUCCCCAGGAUUAAGGCAGCUUUUUGUCUUGUGAAAACCACAUUCUUUCAACUCCUUCAUGUGCCCUGAUGCAAUCACUGUCCUGUUAUAGAUCCAUUCUCUAGGCAUAAAAACUACCCAGUUGACCCACACUGUCCUGUUUGGUCAGGACCUGGACUUCCUGGGGCACCACAACCCUUCAGUGCAGAAGCGCUUUGCCUGCUGCAGCCUGGCCUCAAUAGGUUUUUUGUUUAAAGAUUUAUUUUUGGGCCCAGCGUGGUAGCCUAGUGGCUAAAGUCCUCACCUUGCAUGCGCCAGGAUCUCAUAUGGGUGCCGGUUCUAAUGCCGGCGGCCCUGUUUCCCAUCCAGCUCCCUGCCUGUGGCCUGGGAAAGCAGUCAAGGACGGCCCAAUGCCUUGGGACCCUGCUCCUGCAUGGGAGACCCAGAAGAAGCUCCAGGCGCCUGGCUUCAGAUCGAUGCAGUGCCGGUCGUUGUGGCCAGUUGGGGAGUGAGUC
Messenger RNA from Ochotona princeps (American pika), 3003 nucleotides. RefSeq names its product jumonji domain containing 4 (gene JMJD4). The record is from RefSeq and is a predicted model, not a curated record. The coding region runs from base 115 to 1353 and encodes 412 amino acids. Gene Ontology annotation, cellular component: cytoplasm; nucleus. Gene Ontology annotation, biological process: negative regulation of gene expression; protein hydroxylation; positive regulation of translational termination. Lineage: Eukaryota; Metazoa; Chordata; Mammalia; Lagomorpha; Ochotonidae. Gene Ontology annotation, molecular function: histone H4R3 demethylase activity; sequence-specific DNA binding. The transcript is spliced from 6 exons.